Hirsutella rhossiliensis is the source of this 1449-nucleotide messenger RNA. Its product is annotated as G protein-coupled glucose receptor regulating gpa2 domain-containing protein. Bases 1 to 1449 code for a protein of 482 amino acids. Gene Ontology annotation, biological process: adenylate cyclase-activating G protein-coupled receptor signaling pathway. Gene Ontology annotation, molecular function: G protein-coupled receptor activity. The transcript is spliced from 2 exons. The record is from RefSeq and is a predicted model, not a curated record. NCBI's taxonomy places the organism in Eukaryota, Fungi, Ascomycota, Sordariomycetes, Hypocreales, Ophiocordycipitaceae. Gene Ontology annotation, cellular component: plasma membrane.
AUGGCGUGGGCCGAGUUGGAGCUCCAAGGCCAGACUCUCAGUCCUCUCUCGCCGGACCUCCGACAGGGCCUGAUUGCCGUCUCGGCGCUGGCCCUCGUUUCCUUUGUUGCGUCGACGGCGCUGUUUCUCUACCUGACGUACAAGCUGGUCGUCUGGCGCUGGCUUGUCCGGACGGAGCAGCUCCGGCAGGGCGAGCCGCCUCGACCAUCGUCACAUGCAAUCACAGACUUCACUCUCGGGAUCGAGGGCAUCUUCACCGAGGGCGAUCCAGCACAGGCCGAGGCGGCGGCUCCGCGGGACGAGCGCCGAGAUGGCCGCAGCUGGUGGGCCAGGAGUCCGCCGCCGAACCAAUUCGCCGUCUUGAUUUACAACCUCUUCCUGGCCGACAUGCAUCAGAGCCUGGCUUUUCUCCUCAACGCCUCCUGGCUAUGGCGUGACGGCAUCGUCGUCUCGACGCCGACGUGCUUUGCGCAGGGCCUGUUGGUCUCGACGGGGGAUCUUUCGUCGAGCAUCUUCAUCACCACCAUUGCAAUCCACACGUACCUUUCGGUUGUGCGGCAACGCAGGCCCUCGCACCGCACCGUCGGUGCCGUUGUCGUCUGCAACUGGAUCUUUGUCUACGCCAUAUCCUUGCUGCCCGUCUUGGUAACGCGCAACGGUGCUGAGCGCGGCGGCUUCUUUGUCAGGGCCGGCGCCUGGUGCUGGAUAAACAAAGACUACGAGCAGCUCCGUCUCGCCACGCACUACUUCUUCAUCUUCCUUGCACUGGGCGUCACGUCAACCCUGUACGUCGCCAUCUUCGUGGCUCUUCGCCGGCAGCGAAGCCAAGCACAAAGGGUAGCCUUCGCGGACAGCCAGGCGCCGCUGACCCACGAGCUGGUGUUUCUCGUAUACCCGCUCAUCUAUGUCUUGUGCACCCUGCCUCUUGCUCUCGGACGCAUUGCCACAAUGGCAGGCAAGGAUGUGCCGACGGGGUACUUUUGCUUCGCCGGCGCCAUCAUCGCCUUCAACGGGGCGUUCGACUGCUUGCUGUUUGGGACAACACGCAGCGCCAUCAUCUUCGGAUCGGCGUCGGAUCUGUCCUCCGACAGCAUCGGCUUCAAGACCUUUGCAUUCCUCAAGACCCCGUCAGCAAGGCGUUAUGGCAACAUGAUCUGGAUACAGGGGGGUGGCGAUGGCGGAAGAAGAUCAUGGCGAGACAAUAAGAUGGCUGGUGGAUGGUGGCCGUGGAACCAACGCGGACGCCCAUGGCCUCGGAAGGAAAGGCACCAGAGCACGAGCCAAGAGCCGCUCGGCGCCGCCGCCAUACAGAUGGACAUGGUGACGAGCGUCGUGGUCGAGGUGGACUCUGACCAGGACUCAUGGCCCGGCCCGACGCGUUCUAAGCGUACGGCAGCCAGUGCCAGUGUGUCGGCGAUGAGUACGGAUGGAGUCACUUUGAAGGAAUAG